Molecule: messenger RNA, 1605 nt
Organism: Aspergillus caelatus
Lineage: Eukaryota; Fungi; Ascomycota; Eurotiomycetes; Eurotiales; Aspergillaceae
Exons: 2
Coding region: 1-1605 (534 amino acids)
Source: RefSeq, a predicted model, not a curated record
AUGGUCUCCCGACAAAUCCUGGGGGUGCUUGCGCUGGCCCUCCUUUGCCUUUUCCAAUCAUGCGGAGCACUGCCAUCUGGAUCCGGAGUUUCACUGCUUGCUUCGGGCCCCGAAACUAAACUGGAACCUCGUCGGUUUGGCUUAGGAAAAGUUGGCUCUUUUAUAGGCAACAUUGUUGGAAGAUCGAAAGGAUCUGGGGGAAGUGUUGGGGGUAGUCAUAAGAAGCCAGACAACCAUGGUGAUGACAAGAAGGACGAUAAGAAGGGUGAAGCGCCAAAGGAACAAAAGAAAAAAGAUAAGAAGGAAGAGCCUCCAAAAGAAGAGAAGAAGGAAGAACCGCCAAAGCAGCAGUCAGGACAGGGGCAACAGCCCAGACAGCAACCAGGAGACCCGACGCAAGGACAACAGCCAGUGCAGGGACAACCCCCAGUACAAGGACAGCAACCGGGGCGGGGACAACAGACAGCACAAGAGCUAGCACAGCAAGUAUCCCAGCAGCAGCAAUCACAACAGCAACAAAUAUCGGCACAGCCAGAGCAGGGGCAACCGCAAGGGCAAGGAACAGCACAGCAAGCAUCCCAGCAGCAGCAGCAGCAGCAAUCAGCACCACAACAACAGUCAGGGCAAGGGCAACAGACAGCGCAAGGGACAGCACAGCAAGUAACCCAGCAACAGCAACAACAACCUCAAUCACCAACGCAACAGACAUUCGGGCAGCAACAAGAUUCAACACAGCCAGCACAACAAGUCCAUGUCGAUAAUACCCCUACCAGACAAGAUAUCUAUGGCUCAGCUGUUCUGGGAGCUGGUAUUGGAGCUAUUCCUGCAAGUCUCAGUGCCGCGACACUUAAAAAAGAAAAUGAACUUAAUAGGGAGCAAAAUGCUCAAGAAGGAGAGUUGAACAGGCAGCAAUCGCUGGAUCUGGCCGAGAAGCAAAUGCAAAGCAAUAGUGGUAGCGCCACUAACCCUCCUCCUUCUCCCAGCCCUUCUCCUUCUAGCAACCCUCUUCCUCCUGCCGACCCUGUUCCUCCUGCCAACCCUGUUCCCCCUGCCAACCCUGUUCCUCCUACUAAUCCCGGAAGCUCUGGCUACGACGACGCUAGCUAUGCUGGCUAUCCUGGAAAUACUGCCAAUGCUGGUGCUGCUGGCAAUGUUGGAAGCACUGGAUAUGGAGGUUCUAAUAUAGCAGGCACUACUGGCUCCACUGGUUCGACUGGCACCGUUGGCAAUGCCGGCUAUUCCGGAAAUACUAUCAAUGCUGGUUACCCUACCAAUACUAAUCAGAAGCGAGGAUUUCCACAAAUUAAUCAGGGGGUUCCUCGCGAAAUCCAAGAGGCCUAUGAUUCUUGUAAGAAGGACUUCAAUGAUCCUUCCUAUCUGAUUUAUUUCUAUGAGACCGGCUCUGACUCUAUUCGAUUGGAUGACGUUCCUCCAACCUGCAUGGAGGUCGCAGAAAUCCUCUCUGGCCAGCCUAAACUGGCUGCUGGCAGCCUAAAGCCAACUAUCAUUGGUUCUACAAGUAUUGAGUAUCAUGGACUCAGCGAGCAAGAGAUGGAGAACAUCAUGAACUCUCUAUAUGACUCGGAGACUCCAUAUUUAUGGUGA